AUUGUCCAUAACCCGGGAGGAGUUCCAGACUCUCGUUACAUGUCUUCAGCUGACUCGACUGUCGUAUUCGAAGAGGCUUAUGACACCUUCAACGAACGUAAUGGCACGAAGCAGUUCGACGUUCUGCCGAAGAGUGACCGUGAUCGCGGUCAGCUCUGCAUCGUGAUCCACUCCGUUCCGGACGGGGUUGAAGGUUCGGAACUUCGUGCUCUUGUCAAGAAGCUUCGCAAGACCGCCGAUGAGAUUUUCAUUACCCACCUGAGCACAGACUACUAUGCCAGCUUUGGGGGCAAGUGGGGCGAAUUUGUCGAUUGGAUGGCUAAAUAA
This is a messenger RNA of Aspergillus nomiae NRRL 13137, 327 nucleotides long. Its product is annotated as cell surface spherulin 4 family protein. The transcript has a single exon. Lineage: Eukaryota; Fungi; Ascomycota; Eurotiomycetes; Eurotiales; Aspergillaceae. Bases 40 to 327 code for a protein of 95 amino acids. The record is from RefSeq and is a predicted model, not a curated record.